UCCUUGGAGUUGCUUUGUAAUAUGGUGUUUUAUCCAGGCCAUAGACACCAUGAACAAUUUUAGCGGACGUGAAAAGUAUUUGAUAUCAAAUACAUUGAACUGCUUGCCUAUAAUACUGCAAGGACGUGCUGUACUUAUAGAUCUACGAAAUGAGACAUCCGUGGCGGGGAUCAUUAGCAUUGCCGAUGGCCACAUGACAUGCGAACUAACCGAUGCGGUUUUCAUUGAUCGUAAUGGGCAAUGUCAUGCAUUCGAUAACUUUCUGAUACGCAAUCGAAUGAUUCGGUUGUUGCAUGUGCCCGCGGAUCUAGACAUCAAGCAUGAGCUCUCCCAGCUGCUGCGCAAGCCGGCUAGCAGAAACAAAACGAAGACCAAGCGCACCUUCAAGCAGAAGCGGGCAGAGGAGCGGCACAAGGAAACUCUACAGAUUAUUAAGACCCAAAGAGUGGCCGAUAAGCCGCAGGAAACAUAAAAAUAAUUUAGAUUAUAAAUAAAAUAUAUUUAA
Molecule: messenger RNA, 505 nt
Organism: Drosophila navojoa
Lineage: Eukaryota; Metazoa; Arthropoda; Insecta; Diptera; Drosophilidae
Gene: Lsm10
Product: U7 small nuclear RNA associated Lsm10
Biological process (GO): mRNA 3'-end processing by stem-loop binding and cleavage
Cellular component (GO): nuclear body; cytoplasmic U snRNP body
Molecular function (GO): U7 snRNA binding; histone pre-mRNA DCP binding
Source: RefSeq, a predicted model, not a curated record